This is a messenger RNA of Vespula pensylvanica (western yellowjacket), 2682 nucleotides long. RefSeq lists its product as uncharacterized. The coding region runs from base 1256 to 2494 and encodes 412 amino acids. NCBI's taxonomy places the organism in Eukaryota, Metazoa, Arthropoda, Insecta, Hymenoptera, Vespidae. The record is from RefSeq and is a predicted model, not a curated record. The transcript has 4 exons.
AAAGAAGAAGAAGAAGAAGAAGCACGAUCUCGACGAGGUCGAGAACUCGAAUACAAACCACGAAGGAGAAUACAAACUCGGCCAAUAUCUCGGUCAAGGUGACUACUUCAAACCGAUGUUAUCUCUUCUGCAAAAGCAAGAUCGAAGCGCAGGAUGAUAAAUCAAAUCCUCGAUACUUAAUUAUCGCUUAUAUCUACGUGCUUAGAAUUUACUGGGUCGUAUCUGGUACCAUAAAAAAUACUCUCAAAAUUAACUAACUCUCUAGUAUUAGAGAAUGUCAUAAUUAUCUUAUUAUUAUCAUUGUUUAAACAAGUCGAGAUUUAUUCUCUAAGAGACUAAUAAUAACAAAAAUUUUCCUUUACGCAGCAGCAAUGUUUACUAACCUCCAAUGAAAAUGCAAUGAAUUGUGUUUAGAAUAAUAAUCAACAGGUAAUUAGAAAAAAUAUAAAAAAUAAGAAAGAAUUGAAACUUGUUUGGAUUCAUAAGUUUUCUUUGUUGAGCUCAUGUAUACGUUGAGUUUAUUUUUACCCUACUCCGUUUAAAUCUUAAACGAUAGAAUAUUAUCGUCCGUAGCAAAAGAGUAAGAGAGAAAGAGAAAGAGAGAGAUCAUAAUUUUAUCUCACGAUGAGAAUUACCAUUUAUGUUUACUUCAAUAUGGAAUAAUGAUUAGUCAUUGUCUUCACCUUUGAUCGAUUACGUUUCUUUUUAAUAACACACUACCAACACAUACUACUAUAUUGUUUAAAUUAUUCAAAUAAUCGGUAUCUUGUUUGAAACAGUUACUUUUGCGGAGUUGUUCUGCGAUAACGUAAAUAAAACUCCUCUUAGAUAAAGUCACUCAGGACAGGAUUAUCGUCAUUUUCUAUUGUCGACAGUAUCAGUUUGUAACUCUUACAAGACAGACUGUUCGUUUCUACGCUUGGUCAUACAUCUGGGAUAGGAUUUCCUCUUUUCCUUCUCUUUCUUCUUCUUCUUCUUCUUCUUCUUCCUUUGCUUCUCCUUCUCCUUAUCCUUCUCCUUCUCCUUCUCUUCGUAAGAUCGAAGAUUAAAUCCUGCCAAGCGAACUUUCUCUCGUACGACGAUUACCUUCGUGAUUUCUUCGUGAAGAUAUUUUAACUUCGUUGGACCAAUUUGUUCUGUUCCUAUUUAUUUUUAUUUUUGCUUUUAAUUUUUAUUUUUAUCUUUAUAUUCUUUUCUUUUAUUAUUAUUAUUAUUUUUUUUUUAUUUUCUCUAAGAGAUAUCAUCAAACCUCGAGAUGUCUCGAGAGAUCAGUCAUUUUCCAGAAGACGAGUUUUUAGAAGAGAAACGUAUCGAAAAAUAUCUGCGAGCUAUCGCCGAAGAUAAAUCAUUGUCCGAUCCAAAUUUUCAAGUAACACGGGCAGUCAAAGCUGGUGAAAAUUUUAUCAGUGAUGUUUAUCGUGCCUUAAUAGAAGGUGAAAAGAAUGGAAAGAUCGAAAAGAUUCGUUUGAUCGUAAAAUGUGCUCCCAACGACUCUCGAAGAAAAUUCAUCAAAGUUAGAAAAAUGUUUCUUCAGGAGAUCCGUUUUUACAAGGAAAUUUUGCCUAUUUUCAACGAUUUUCUACGUGAUUAUAAUAUGUCUGUUGAUAAUAUUCCUUUCAUGUAUAGCUACUCGAAGGAUGAUAAAAACGAGAUUUUAGUGUUAGAGGAUUUGAAAAUAAAAAAUUAUAUUAUGAGAGAAACAAAGUUUCUCGAUUAUCCACAUGCUCGAUUGGCUCUACGUUGUCUCGGAAAAUUUCACGCAUACAGCUUCGCAAUUCGAGCUAAGAAGCCUGAUACUUUCGAGAUGUUCAAAUCGAUAGAGGAGCCUUUAUUUUAUCGUGAAAGUUCUGCUACGUACAAUAAAGAAAUGCACACUCGUUCAAUUAAAUUGUGCGAUAUCGUUGCAAAGACUCUAGAAGGUGAAGACGAACAUUAUCGAAAAAGAUUUAAUGAUUUCGUUAAAAACAUGUUUGAUACUAUAUUUGAAAUAGUUCAAGGAUCUGUUGCUGAGCCUUAUGCCGUUGUAAAUCAUGGUGAUGCUUGGACAAAUAAUUUUUUAUUUAAAUACAAGGAGAACGAAAGAACCCAUGAGCCGCAGGAUCUUCGCUUCCUCGACUUUCAAAUCUGUCGUUACGCAUCGCCUGCCUUGGACAUAUCCUAUACGUUAUUUUGUUCCACCCUAUACGAGAUUAGGGUCGAACAUUACGACGAUCUACUUCGAGAUUAUUACGAUUCCUUCUCUAAAUGUCUUGAAAGUUUAGAUUGUAAUCCUAGAGAACUAUUUCCUUAUGAAAUAUUAUUGGAACAUAUCGAACGUUUCGGUAAAUAUGCCGUUUGUAUGGCUAUACAUGUUUUACAUCUUUUCACAAAUCAAAAUGAUAUUUCUGAGAGUAUCGAUGUUAACGUUUAUUAUGACAAAUUGGAGAAGAACGAUUUUUAUAGGGAGACAUUGAUAAAUACUUUUAAAGAAUUCAUAGAUAGGAAUAUUAUAUAAAAUUUUUUAUGCGUGUACAAUAUUGUCGAUAAAGAGACAGUGUUUUUAUUUUUGUUAAAUCUAAUCGUGAAUAAUUAUAUUAUAUAAUUUUUAUUAUAUUCGAAAUUUUAUAUAUUGUCAAAGGAUUAUUGUAAAGCUUUUUAGGAAGAUCUUGAAAUAUGUAUUGUUUAGUACAAAGGUACAAUAUU